AUGACACGACGGAAAAAACCAAGCCGAUGGAAGGAAGCCAGCGUGGUGCUACAAGGAGUUGACACCAUAACGUGCCAUUUAUGUAAGAAAACUUUCAACACACCGAAAUGCCUUCCAUGUCUUCACGCCUUCUGUGAAUUAUGUCUCUUUAAGUGGAUCGUCUCUAAAGUUACAAUACACGCCAGCAAAUCGUCUUUCAAAUGUCCCACUUGUGGCAUAGAAGCAGAGCCUCCUGUAGGAUGGACCAUUAACAAUGUCACAAAAUGGGCAAGUCUGUUUCCUGAUGAUCAUCUGAUCCAGUCGUGUAUUGACAGAGACAAGAUACAAAAAAUGUCAAAAAUGUGUGAUAUAUGCCAGGUGAACUCCAAUCUUCGGAGAGCCGAGUAUUGGUGCCGGCUAUGCUGUGAGGGAUAUUGUUCUGCCUGCAAAGCCGUUCAUGGGUCCAUGAAGAUUACCAAACGUCAUGAAGUUGUCCCAGUGCAUCAUGUCUUAAAGAACCCAUCUCUGAUCAAUCCACAUGAACCCUGUAGGAAACAUCCUGACGAAUAUAUUCGCUUAUUUUGCAUUGACCAUGACACACCGUGUUGUGCGCUAUGUUCUAUGGUAGAUCACCGUAAUUGUGACAACAUUACUGAUCUGUAUGAUGCCGCAAAGCACGUCAAGUCAAAACAGGAAUAUGAAAAACAUACAAAAUUUCUUCGGAAAUCUGUAAAUGAAAUUCAAACUUUUGAAUCCCAUAUUGAUAAAAACAUUAUGGAGCUUACAGAAAAGCGGGCGCAAUUGGAAAAGUCGGCUGAAGCGUUUGUCGACAGAAUAUGUGAACGGAUGAAAGGCCUCCUUAACGAGUAUAAAACCAAGUUAGGCGACAUUCACACAAAAGCAGUGGAAGAAUUGACUGAAGGAAAAGAAGAAGCAACUGGGGAACAUAUCUUUCUAAGUAACGUUUUAAAUCGCCUAGAAUAUAAAUUCCUUUCAGAUGAACAAGUUUUCCUCCACUUGAAAAGGGCAAUGGCAAAGCACAGUGAAAUUACCGAAAAGAGGCCAACCACUGAACAGAAGCGUGUAUUUCGUAAAACUUUGAAACAUGACGAAAAACCAAGUGUGUAUGAUUUGAUGAGGAAAUGCUUGAAUAUUGACAGCCUUGGUGAUGUAACUGUCGUUGAUAUGGACAAUGAUAUGAACGUUAAGUCCAAGCUACCUUCAAGAACAAAUGGAUUAUCGGCAGUCGACCUGACAUUAUAG
Messenger RNA from Pecten maximus, 1242 nucleotides. Its product is annotated as E3 ubiquitin-protein ligase Midline-1-like. Gene Ontology annotation, molecular function: zinc ion binding. Bases 1 to 1242 code for a protein of 413 amino acids. NCBI's taxonomy places the organism in Eukaryota, Metazoa, Mollusca, Bivalvia, Pectinida, Pectinidae. The record is from RefSeq and is a predicted model, not a curated record. The transcript has 2 exons.